AAAACCAUUUCCUAGUAUGGACUGAACGGUCUGCGCCAAACAGCGAGAAAGAAAAAAAAACCAUUUCGCGAUAAAACGAAAACACUACAGCAAUAAUUUAUGGAAACAGUUCGGGUUCACAGGUUUUCUGUUGAAUAAAACGGCGUGUUUCAGUGAGCAUAACAUUAGAAGCAUAGUCCAGGAUGACUAAAACACGCUUCAAUACUUACGACGUGGUUUGCUCGGUGACGGAGCUCCAAAGGCUCGUGGGCAUGCGAGUGAACCAAAUAUACGACAUCGAUAACAAAACCUAUCUGAUCCGGCUGGUGCGAAACGAGGAAAAAAUCGUUCUAUUGUUGGAGUCGGGCAACCGGUUUCACACGACAGCCUUUGAGUGGCCUAAAAAUGUGGCCCCAUCUGGUUUUACCAUGAAGCUGCGGAAACAUCUAAAAAACAAACGUUUGGAAAGCAUGCGACAGCUUGGUGUGGAUCGUAUCGUUGACUUCCAGUUCGGCACUGGAGAAGCUGCUUACCACAUCAUACUUGAGCUGUACGAUCGAGGCAACAUUUUGCUGACCGAUUGUGAUUUAAAAAUACUGAACAUUUUGCGACCGCAUGUCGAGGGCGAGGAGUUGCGCUUUGCAGUACGGGAGAGAUAUCCGACCGAUCGAGCUAAAGAAGAUAGCGGUCCGCCUCCUAUGGAAAAAGUGAAAGAAGCCAUCACUAAGGCUCAUCCUGGGGACAGCUUAAGAACGGCGUUAAAUCCUAUCUUAGAGUACGGAGCAUCUGUUAUUGAUCACGUGCUGCAUAAAUAUAAUCUUUUUGGAUGUCGGAUUGGUGGAGAAGUUCCAAGUGAAGCGGUAGGGGAGGUGAGCAAGAAGGCUAAACGAAAGCAGAAGGCGGCAGCUAAGGAAUUUUCAAAAGUGUUCGACAUAGACAAAGAUAUGACUGCACUGAUGUGUGCAAUCAACGAUGCGGAAACCAUGCUGCGUACCGCAAUGACACAGCCUUCUAAAGGUUUUAUCAUACAGAAAAGAGAAUUGAAACCAGCUAAAGAAGGGGAACCGGAAGAAUACUAUUUUACGAAUUUAGAAUAUCAUCCGUAUUUGUACAACCAGCACAAGGAUGAUCCGGUUAAAGAGUUUGACAGUUUCGCUGCCUCCGUUGAUGAGUUCUAUUCCACUCUGGAGAGCCAAAAGAUUGAUCUAAAAGCUUUUGCUCAAGAACGAGAAGCCCUUAAAAAGCUGUCGAACGUGAAAACAGAUCACGCUAAACGGCUAGAGGAACUAUUGAAGGUACAGCUAGAGGAUAGAAAGCGUGCUGAGUUAAUAUCGAGAAAUCAGAAUCUUGUUGAUAGCGCAUUGCUGGCCAUUCAAAGCGCGCUAGCCGCGCAAAUGUCCUGGACGGAUAUUCAGGAUUUAGUGAAGGCAGCUCAGGCCAAUAAUGAUCCGGUUGCCUCGUGUAUCAAACAACUCAAGCUGGAGAUCAAUCAUAUUUCGUUAUUCUUGAAAGAUCCGUAUGCUGUACUAGAUGAAGAGGAUGAAGACGAGGAGGACCGAGAGGACGAUGAGGAAAAAUUGCAACCUAUGGUCGUGGAUGUUGAUUUAGCUUUAACGGCUUUCGCCAACGCACGGCGGUACUAUGACCAACGUCGGUUCGCUGCUCGCAAGGAGCAGAAAACGAUCGAAUCUUCCUCAAAAGCUCUGAAAAAUGCCGAGAAAAAAACAAUCCAAACGCUGAAAGAUGUUCGUACGCAGACAACGAUUUCCAAGGCGAGGAAGGUGUUUUGGUUUGAAAAGUUUUACUGGUUUAUUAGUUCGGAAAACUAUUUGGUUAUUGGAGGUCGAGACCAGCAGCAGAACGAACUGAUUGUGAAACGUUACAUGAGAGCUACGGACAUUUAUGUGCACGCAGAGAUUCAAGGAGCUUCGAGUGUUGUAAUCAAAAACCCCUCUGGAGAAGAUAUUCCCCCUAAAACACUGCUUGAAGCUGGAACAAUGGCUAUUUCGUACAGCGUUGCUUGGGAUGCUAAAGUAGUUACCAGUGCAUACUGGGUAAAGAGUGAACAGGUUAGUAAGACAGCUCCGACUGGAGAGUAUCUGACAACUGGAAGUUUUAUGAUUAGAGGGAAGAAAAACUUUUUACCACCUUGCCAUCUGGUACUGGGAUUAAGUUUUAUGUUCAAACUAGAGGAAAGUUCUGUUGAACGACAUAAAGGCGAAAGAAGAGUGCGAAACUUUGACGACGAAUCAGUCAUCAGUAAAGACGACAGAUCAGAGGUCUCCGAAGCUGUAGACGAGGAGGUUCAUCUUGAGGAAGGAGAUUCCGAUAACGAUGAAACAGAGGAAAAGCAAAUAGCAGAAAAGGUGGAUGAAAUCGACGAAGUUCAUGAACAAGUAGAGUCCCUUUCUUUAAAAAACGAAGAGGAUCAAAGCAACGAUGACCAGAAAACGGACUCCGACAGCGACAAUACGGAUACACCUAAAUUUCCCGAUACGCAAGUGAUGGUGGAACAUAACACAGGAAAAGUGUCAGUUCAGCCUGAUCCUGUACUGCAGCGUCUUACAUCUCAGCCUGAUCCGGAAUCUGUUAUCUUCCUCGGUGACAACAAACCGUACAUCAUCACUCCAGCUCCACCUCGUAAAAAGCAAGUUCAAAAGAGCAAACAAAAGGCUAAGGAAAAGGAAAAAGCUCGCGAAGAGGCGUCCGCUGCUCGCAGCAAACAAAAAGAUGACCCUCAAAAGCAAGGUCAACUGAAACGAGGUCAGCGAAAUAAGAUGCGAAAGAUAAAAGAAAAGUAUAAGGAUCAGGAUGAAGAGGAGCGCAAACUGAUGAUGGACAUCCUGAAAUCGGCUGGUAAUAACAAAACCAGCAAUAAAGAAGAUCCAUCGACGGAUGAACAGAAAAAGAUCCCAGGUAAAAAGCCUACUCCUAAACCUAAGGUUGGAGAAGCCGAUGAGAUGGGCGACGACACUCCAGCAGCCGCGGAUGUCGACAUGCUCGACUCGCUAACAGGGCAACCGAUGGAAGAGGACGAACUUUUGUUCGCAAUUCCAGUUAUUGCCCCGUAUCAAUCGCUGCUGCACUACAAGUUCAAGGUUAAACUAACACCCGGUACAGGCAAGCGCGGCAAAGCAAGCAAAACCGCAUUGCAAAUUUUCUUGAAAGACAAACAGUGCAGCAACAGAGAAAAGGAUUUGCUGAAGGCGGUCAAGGACGAGGUGCUCGCCAGGAACAUUCCUGGUAAAGUGAAGCUUUCCGCACCGCAGUUGCAGAAGGUUAGGAAAUAGCAUUGCGGCUUUAAAAUUGUACACUGCUGCUGGUUUGUUAAAAAUAUAUUAUUGUCAAUACAAUAGAAAAUAUGUAUAUAAUUUCAAUCAAUUAUCGAUUGUCCCUCUGGAAAUGUAUCCGGUUAAUUUUAAACAAAGCUUAAAAAUCGAAGAGCUAAAAAGUGUUAU
Messenger RNA from Wyeomyia smithii (pitcher-plant mosquito), 3437 nucleotides. RefSeq names its product ribosome quality control complex subunit NEMF homolog (gene Clbn). The record is from RefSeq and is a predicted model, not a curated record. Bases 183 to 3269 code for a protein of 1028 amino acids. Gene Ontology annotation, cellular component: RQC complex. NCBI's taxonomy places the organism in Eukaryota, Metazoa, Arthropoda, Insecta, Diptera, Culicidae. Gene Ontology annotation, biological process: rescue of stalled cytosolic ribosome; ribosome-associated ubiquitin-dependent protein catabolic process. The transcript has 3 exons. Gene Ontology annotation, molecular function: ribosomal large subunit binding; tRNA binding.